AUCAGCUUCACCGCACAUCCCCCGCGUCCGGCCACGGAGCAGAGCUGAACAUCGCCAGUCAUUUGUGAUUCAUCCUUCGAAAUGCUCUCAAGAGGAUGCUUGGUUUUAACGAUACUGGUGAGCUCAGCGCUUUCGCACCCAGUGCCGUCCGAGCGCCCGGACGAGGAGGAGGACUCCCAGCUGAUGAAGUGCAUCGUGGAGGUGCUCGCUGACACACUGACCAAACCCCACCAUGCAGAAAUCAGUCAGGAGUGCCUGGAUGUUCUCUCAGGAGAUGAAAGGAUUGCUUCGAUCCUCAACCACCAGAACCUCCUCAGAGAGUUGCAUGAGGUUGCUGUUCAAGGUUCCAGUGACAGGGCCCACCAUUCGCUGCAGAGUGGCGGGAAGGUGGAACACAGCCACCUGACGAAGAAACCCGGAAGCCACCCUGAAUCUAAUACCACUGCAGGAGAACCCAUGCUUGAAACCUCUGGACAGCAGACCGUGGGGAUGACAGGGAAUACUUUGGUUGGGACCAGCAGGCUGGACCAGGAGAAGCAAGAGGGAGAAGUAGACUCAGAGAAGGACAGCAAGGAAGACUACAGGGAAGGGAAACCACUGGUAGUGGAUGCCAACAUACAUUUUGACAAGAAGGAGGCCAAGGAAAACAAUCAUCUGAAUGAUUCAGAAGAAAAAGAAUACGGUACCCAUGUAUAUAAAGGGAGCGAAGCUGGUCCAGGAAUGCAAGACACAGAAAAGUCUGCUGAGGGAGAGGAGGAGCCAGGAGAAAAACAGGGUGGAGAAAUAGUGGGAGAAAAGUCAGAGGAGGAGGAAGAACUGAGAGCAGGAGAGAAAGAUCUACAAAGCAGGAAAAACAAGGAUGUCCACUCAAAGGACACAGAGGUGCAGAGGAGACCUGAGGCACAGGGGCGCCAUCUUGUGACCCAAGAUGAAAGUGAGGAGGGCAGUGCCAGCAGCAGGCCAGAGGACAAUGAGAUUGAGCGGCUGGCAGCCAUUGAAUCAGAGCUGGGAAACUUGGCCUGGAGGCUCCACCAGCUCAGGAGGAGCUGAGAGCAGACAUGGUCUACAGCUGCACCACCUCCAGCCACACGGGUGCAGUGCAGAAGGGGCUGCCCUCCAGCGCUCCUCCUGGCUGCCAGUGGACUGUGACCCACUGACUACAUGUUCAAAUGAGUGACUCCCUCCGGAAUUCCUACAGUACCCUGCUGUGUUCUUCCUUCAUUAGGCUCCCUUGCUUGUUCAACAUUAGCAUAGUGGCGUAAACACUAAUGAACAAUAACAGUAAUUAUCAUUCUAAAAAUGGCAACUAGUAGUAAUCAGUUAUUGGGGGUGGUCAUUGUAUUGGUAAAAACAAAUUUCACAAUGCUGUACUUAUGUAAUGUACUUAGAACCUUUGCUCAGAGGAAAACAAUGCUAUUCAUAACUAAUUUUAAUAGUUCAAUGGCUGACAGUAAUAUCCCAUGAAAUUUACCUAAAAACCAAUAAACUGGAUGGUUAUAAUCUGAUAGUAAAUCAUUGGGUGUUAAUGUCUAUUGGUUAAGUAACUUUCAAAAUGUAAUAAGAUUUAAAAUUUCUGAAAAUUUUAAGAAUAAGCGAAACAAAUGGAUUGGCAGCUCGCCGUUUCAGAAAUGAAGGAAACAAGAUGAGGCCACACACAGCUGAGUGAUACAAAGUGAAUAGUGUAACUCAAAAGAUAAACGUGCUGUAAAUGCACACAUUCUGCAAAUAAUGGGGAAAAUGUGUUAUAUGAAGUCACCGCUUCAUGUUACUUCCCA
Molecule: messenger RNA, 1775 nt
Organism: Scleropages formosus (Asian bonytongue)
Lineage: Eukaryota; Metazoa; Chordata; Actinopteri; Osteoglossiformes; Osteoglossidae
Gene: chga
Product: chromogranin A
Exons: 9
Coding region: 82-1050 (322 amino acids)
Biological process (GO): negative regulation of insulin secretion; negative regulation of catecholamine secretion; defense response to bacterium
Cellular component (GO): chromaffin granule
Source: RefSeq, a predicted model, not a curated record